Knipowitschia caucasica is the source of this 363-nucleotide messenger RNA. Lineage: Eukaryota; Metazoa; Chordata; Actinopteri; Gobiiformes; Gobiidae. The record is from the annotation of a GenBank genome assembly.
AUGCAUUGCAGGGAGUGUGGCUCGGAACGGGUAAAGGGUCCAGAGGCAGCUGCUCAGAGGAGCCUGUCCCCCCGCGGAGAGCGAGGGAAGGGCGACGCUAAGCGGAGGCACGGCGGAACAGCGCCUGUGGUGUCAGCCAGCAGUAUUUUAGCAAAGGAUUACCCCCUCGAGGUGGUGGAGCAGCGCACCCCAUACCGAGUCGUCACGAAGCGGCUCUACGACAUGGGCCUCAGACCAGCGCUGUGGUUUCCAGCUAAACUGUCCGUGGUAUUCGAGGAUGGCAUGAGGAAGUUUCUUCCAUCAGUAAAGGAUGCCAUGGACUUUUCAGACUCUCGAGAUCGCCGUGAGUUGAUGGAUAACUGA